AUGAAAAUUCUCUUUAUAAACGCUCAGUCAUUUAAAACUGCAUUUGGAUUACAUGACAUAGUAGAAAAAUACAAUAUUGAGAUACUAUGUGUAAAUGAAACUUUUGAAAAACCAAACUCGCCAAUACAUUUCAAAGACUGGAAAGUUUAUUCUUCACCACGAAAAGACAAGACUGGAGGAGGAUCUGCCAUCUUCAUCAAACCAACAUUAAAUUUUGUUACUAUAAGAAAGCCUGAAUAUGAACUUGAUUCAAUAGAAAUGGUGUGUAUAGAGGUAAAAGAUAGAUCAAAUAAAACAUUUAAUAUUUGGGUCCCAUAUGUUCCACCAGAAAAACCCAAAUUAAUGGAGGAACUUUGUAAUGUUGUUAAAAAAGAAAAAUUGAAAAAUCUAAUUUUAUUAGAUGACUUAAACGCAAAAAGUAUGGAAUGGAAUAAUCCUAAGGAAAACUCACAUGGUAAACUAUUGGAAAACUGUAUGACAACUUCAAAUUUAAUAUGUACAAAUGAUGGACAAUAUACUAGAAGAAAUAGUUCAAGUGUAAUUGACAUAGUACUUGUCUCACAAGAAAUAUACAAUUCUGUCUCAGACUGCAUAACCCUUACUCAUGAAACUGUACAAUCUGACCAUAUUGCUGUAUACUUAAACAUCCAAAGUGAAGAAAAUGUUGAAAUAGAAGAAAUGGAGGAAACCUGGAACUUAAAAAAAGCAGAUUGGAAAAAAUGGAAAGAAUCAACAAAAGAAAAAUUCCAACAUUUUAUAUUUGAUAGAGAGGAAAAGGUACAAGAUUUGUAUAACAGAUUUGAAAAGGAAAUUAUGGAAUGCAUGGAAGAGUCAAUUCCAAAAAUUGAGAAAAAAAAAGUUCUUUGCACAUAG
This is a messenger RNA of Mytilus trossulus (common blue mussel), 873 nucleotides long. RefSeq lists its product as uncharacterized. Gene Ontology annotation, molecular function: catalytic activity. The transcript has a single exon. Gene Ontology annotation, biological process: larval heart development; cell adhesion involved in heart morphogenesis. Lineage: Eukaryota; Metazoa; Mollusca; Bivalvia; Mytilida; Mytilidae. Bases 1 to 873 code for a protein of 290 amino acids. Gene Ontology annotation, cellular component: extracellular matrix. The record is from RefSeq and is a predicted model, not a curated record.